Messenger RNA from Alnus glutinosa, 1527 nucleotides. RefSeq lists its product as uncharacterized. NCBI's taxonomy places the organism in Eukaryota, Viridiplantae, Streptophyta, Magnoliopsida, Fagales, Betulaceae. The coding region runs from base 1 to 1527 and encodes 508 amino acids. The transcript has a single exon. Gene Ontology annotation, molecular function: nucleic acid binding; zinc ion binding. The record is from RefSeq and is a predicted model, not a curated record.
AUGUCUGUGCCCAACAAAUGUGGAAUAACUGUUCCUUUAAAACACAGAAUCAUGCCUCCUAGACGCCGUCCCCUCUAUGACUCUAAUCGUGUUCCCCGUCCUGAAAGAAAUGGUGAGGAGGAUCUGCCACCCCCACCUCCACCAACACCAUUCAAUGAUGGCAUACACCCAGCUUUAGUACAACUUAUAGUUGACACCACUAGGCAACUGGCUGAAGUAAUAUCACGAAUUCCACGACCCAAUGAACGAGCCGAACCUGUGGGUUGUUCAUUACGCGAUUUUGCUAGCUAUCACUUCCGAACUUUUGAAGGAACAGAAGGGCCGAAUGUUGCAGAGGCUUGGUUCACAGAUAUAGAUGUACUGUACACUACCCUCGGUUGUACAGAUGAGCAGAAGGUUCAGUACAUUGUGCUGCAGUUGACAGGCGAAGCUAAGAGAUGGUGGACUGCAAGGAAGGUGCUGCUUGGGGAAAGGACAGUAAUUACUUGGGAGAUGUUUAAGGAGGAAUACAAUCGACGGUUUUUCCCUCGAUCUCAGAGGCAACUACGAGCGAUAGAAUUCCAGAAUUUAGUCCAAGGUGACAUGACUGUAGAGCAAUAUUCCGCCAGAUUCAUGGAGUUAGCUCGGUUCGCAGCCAAUCUUAUCCCUGAAAAGGAAACGAAGGCAGAACGAUUCGAGAAUGGCCUCAACCCUCGCAUUAGAGAAAGGGUGAUUUGUCUGGAAAUAAAGGAAUACGCCAGAUUGGUAGAAGUGGCGUCCCUAGCUGAAAGAGGAAUACGAGAGUCAGCAGCUGCAUACGAAUUGAAGAAACGUUCGAAACAACCAAUGACGCGCCCCAUCAAAAGGCAAGCUGUUGGAAGUGGCUUCAAGCCUACCCUGGGAAAGAAUUUUUCGAAUCAGAAGGCCGUCUGCAGCAAAUGCGCAAGGACGCACCUAGGGGAUUGUAAGCAAGGAGCAUCCACAUGUUUUAGAUGUGGUAAGCCUGGGCAUUUUUUUAAGGAUUGCCCUAUGAAUGCUGCGGGAGGAGCGAAAUUUCAAGGAAGUGGAACUCAGGCACGCGUGUAUUCUCUUAUGCCCGGAGGAGAAGAAGGAGUCGAAGGUGAUGAAGAGGAUGCGGAUGUGGUAACAGGUACCAUCCCUCUUUUUGGUAAAGUAGUGAGUACUCUUUUUGAUUCAGGUGCAACGCAUUCUUUCAUAUCAUCUACAUACGUUAAAUUAUGUAGCAUGACUCCUCGACCCUUGAACCAAAGCAUAACUGUAUCCACACCUACUGGGAAUAUAGUCACUUGUAGGAAAUCCAUUGAGGAUUGCCCUAUCGUCAUAGGAGAUAGAGUCCUACCGGCAAACCUAGUUGUAUUUCAAAUGUUAGGUUUUGACGUAAUUCUAGGAAUGGACUGGUUGUUGAAGCACUAUGCCAAUAUCGACUGUAGAAAGAAAGAAGUUGUCUUUCGCUCUCCAAGCGAAGAGGAAUUCAAAUUCUGUGGAUCUCGAGUACGAGCCACUCCACCUCUUCUUUCUGCAAUUUAG